Polypterus senegalus (gray bichir) is the source of this 5081-nucleotide messenger RNA. RefSeq lists its product as uncharacterized. Gene Ontology annotation, biological process: complement activation; proteolysis. Gene Ontology annotation, cellular component: extracellular region. Lineage: Eukaryota; Metazoa; Chordata; Cladistia; Polypteriformes; Polypteridae. Bases 76 to 4737 code for a protein of 1553 amino acids. Gene Ontology annotation, molecular function: serine-type endopeptidase activity. The transcript is spliced from 36 exons. The record is from RefSeq and is a predicted model, not a curated record.
UGUAAAGUUUAUUUUGAAAGGUGCAUUGACUGAGUUACUGUUUUACUGGACUGGCAAAGAAACGAGCACUUAAGAAUGGGAACUGCACUAUUUAUCAUUGGCUUAUUCACUCUUGCUUCGUAUGUCAGAUCAGCUCCAGUAACAUGUAGCUUGGACAAUGUGAGCAUUAAAGGAGGAUGGAUUAGUCAGACAGGGACUGAGCAUGGAAGUACAUUAACAUACCACUGUCCUGAAAAUCAUUAUCCUCACCCUAUGCCGGAGCGGAAGUGUGAGAGGACUGGUCAGUGGACACGGCUUAAAACUUUUGAUGGUGUACGUUAUACAAGAACUCCAGAAUGUAAACAAAUUAUAUGUCCAGACCCAUCAGGGUUCCAGCAUGGGUCACUGGAGCCAUCUCAGCCACUUUAUUAUAUAGGAGACACCACCACAUAUCAGUGCUAUGAAGGAUAUGAGCUGUAUGGUUCAGCAAGCAGGACAUGCCAACCUAAUGGAAAGUGGAGUGGGUCCACACCUAUUUGUAUCAGAAAAUCUGAUGAAGAGGCUUGUACAGACCCUGGGGUUCCUGCCGGCAGCAUAAGGACUGGCAAUAAUUUUGACAUUGAUGACAAGGUGACAUAUGAGUGUGCAAGAGGAUUGAUUUUCUUUGGAUCCAAAGUAAGAAUUUGUCAAGAAUCUGGGGAAUGGACUGGCUCUGAACCUGCCUGCUACUAUCCUUACACUUACGACACACCAGAAGAAGCAGCCUCUAAACUGGGUUCCAGUUUGAAUGCUUUGCUGGAGGUUUCCAAUCCUGAAAAACCUAACGAAAAAAAGGAUCAUGGAAGAAAGAUCAUUCUAAAGCAGAAUAGUAUACUUCACAUUUAUAUAGUUUUAGACACAUCGGACAGUGUUCAAGAAGAUUUUGAAAAAUCCAAAGAAUGUGUAAUGGAUUUGAUGGACAAGAUCAGUGCUUAUGAAGUUUCGCCAAAAUAUGGAAUUUUAUCCUUUGCCUCAACUACAAUUACUGUCGUUGACAUUGCUGACAAAAAGAUGGAUCCUGCUCAAGCCAUACAAAAGUUGGAAGAGUUUAAAUCAACUGAACACUUGGAUCAGACUGGAACAAAUAUAAAAGGCGCAAUGGACAAGGUGUACGAGAUGAUGAGCGCACAGAAAGCAACGUUGAAAAAUUUUAAUGAAGUUAGGAAUGUUAUCAUUUUAUUAACUGACGGUCAUGUGAACAUGGGUGGAGAUCCUUAUCCUACUGUGAGGAAAAUUCAGUAUCUGGUUGGAACUAAUGCUUCAGGAGAUGCAAGAGAUGAAUAUCUGGAUAUUUAUGGAUUUGGGGUUGGAACUGAUGUUGAUAAGGAAUUAAUUAAUAAACUGACCUCAAAGAAAAAUAAUGAAAACCAUUAUUUUCUUCUGCAAUCCCCUGAACUGUUGCGGGAAACCUUUGACAAAAUGAUAGAUGAAUCGGACAGUGUGGCAUUAUGUGGUCUUUACAAGGAUACAGAAGAGCAAAAACUGAAGCAGGGAGAUUACAAGAGGCAAGAACACUAUCCUUGGCAUGUGUCUAUCCAAAUAACUCGUCAAGGAAAAGCUGAAUCAUGUAAGGGAUCUAUUGUUGGAAAUAAGCAUGUUCUGACCGCUGCACACUGCUUCACAACAGAAGAUGAUCAAACCAAUGUUAAGGUGCUAAUCGAUGACAAGGAUGAUGAUCAGAAGAGAUCUAAAGACAAAAAGGUGAAAGCAAUCCAUCUGCAUCCGAAUUACAGCAUUUACUCAAAGAAAAAUCAGGGCAUUGAUGAGUUCUAUGACUAUGACAUCGCUGUUAUUGAACUGAAUGAAACUCUCAACACAAUAAAAAUUUCACCAAAAGCCCGUCCUAUUUGCAUUCCCUGCACUGAGGAGUCGAGGAGAGCACUGCGACUGAAACCUGAAGCAACCUGCAAAGAUCAAAUAGAAAACCUGUUCUCCCAGGACAUAGUUGAUGCAUUUUUUGUGACAGGGAUAGAAACACAAAUGAAGAAUAUGAAUGUUAAAAUAAAACUAAAGAACCAGCCUCAACUGAAAUGUAAUGAAGAUGCAUUAAAGGCUCCUCUGUACACAAAACUCAAAGACUGGAGGGCGGUGGUGACCGACAGAUUCCUCUGCACAGGGGGCACAGAUCCAGAAAUCGACGAGGUCACAUGCAAAGGAGAUUCUGGUGGCUCUCUUGUAGUUAAAAAGAAGAGAAGAGCUUUUCAGGUCGGAGUGAUAAGCUGGGGUAACAAGAAUCUGUGUCAGCCAAAUCGAAAAUCUUCAACACCAGAUUCCCGGGACUACUAUAUCAACCUUCUUAAAGUGCAGGACUUUCUAGCAGCAAAGCUUCCACACCUCAAAUUCUCAUUAAAAAGUAACAGAGUGUCAAGUUUUUCUUUUCAACACGCAUUUUUUGGAUUUGCUGUUUCAGUUCCACUACAGAGCCAACACUUCAACAUGGGAGCCACAUCAUUAAUCAUCUGCAUUUUCAGUUUUGUUUCAUAUGCCAUAGCAGUACCAGUGACAUGCAGCGUGGCUCAUGUGGGCAUUAAGGGGGGAUCAUUUCAUGUGGUAGGGACUGGAUUUGGUAGCAAACUUCGAUAUGUUUGUCCUGAAAAUGAAUAUCCCCACCCCAUGCAAAUACGGAUAUGUGAGAGGACUGGACAGUGGACACGGCUUAAAACUAUUGAUGGAUCAGAUUACAACAGAAAACCAGAAUGUAAACAGAUCAUAUGUCCAGACCCCUUAGGGUUCGAGCAUGGGUCAGUUGAGCCAGCUGAUCUCCAGUAUUAUAUAGGACAGACCACCACCUAUCAGUGCUUUGAUGGAUAUGUGCUGCAUGGCUCAGAAAGCCGGACGUGCCAACCUCAUGGAAAGUGGAAUGGAACCACGCCAAUCUGUGUCAGAAGAUCUGAAGAGGAGGCCUGUACAGACCCAGGAGUUCCUGCUGGUAGCACCCGAACUGGAGAUAACUUUGACAUUGAUGACAAGGUGACAUAUGAAUGCAAAUCAGGAAUGAUUUUAUUUGGAUCCAAAGAAAGGGUUUGUCUGGAGUCUGGAGAAUGGACUGGCUCGGAACCAGCCUGCUACUUUUCUUAUACAUAUGACACAUCAGAUGAAGCAGCCUCUAAACUGGGCUCCUCUCUCAAUGCUUUGUUGGAGGUGUCAGACCCCGAAAAACCUAACAUUAAAAAGGAUCAUUCAAGGAGGAUAAUCUUAAAGCAAGGGAGCACACUUCACAUCUAUAUUGUUUUAGAUACAUCAGAAAGUGUUCAUGAGGAGUUUGAAAAAUCAAAAGAAAGUAUAAUGGAUUUGAUGGACAAGAUAAGUGCAUAUGAGGUUUCCCCAAAAUAUGCAAUUUUUUCCUUUGCAUCAAAAACAAUAACAGUUGUUGAUAUUGCUGACAAAAAGAUGGAUCCUGCUCAAGCCAGACAGAAGCUAGAAGAUUUUCAAGCUACAGAACAUGAGGAUCAGACUGGAACAAAUAUAAGGGGUGCAAUGGAGAAAGUAUAUGUGAUGAUUAGUGCUCAGAAAGCAACACUGAAAGACUUUGAUGAAGUUAGGAAUGUUAUCAUAUUAAUAACUGAUGGAAGAGUGAAUAUGGGUGGAGAUCCUUACCCUGUUGUCAGGCAAAUUCAGUAUCUAGUUGGGACAAAUGCUUCAGGAGAUGCAAGAGAUGAAUAUUUGGAUAUUUAUGUCUUUGGAGUUGGAGACGUUGAUAAGGACACUAUUAAUAAAAUGGCAUCGCACAAAACCAAUGAGGAGCAUGCCUUUGUACUAAACAAUCAUACAGAUUUGAAGGAAACCUUCGAGAAAAUGAUUGAUGAAUCAGACAGUGUUUCAUUAUGUGGUCUUCACAAGGAGUCACAAGGCUUGAAAACAACGAAGCAAGAGAAUUAUCCUUGGCAUGUUUCCAUCAUAAUAACACGGCCACAGAAAGCAGAAUCAUGCAAAGGAUCCAUUGUUGGAAACCUCUAUGUUUUGACCUCUGCUCACUGUUUCAUGCCAGAGGAUGAUGAAAACAGUGUUAAAGUGAAAAUUGAUGACAGGGAUGCUGGAAAUCCUGAUAAGCCAAUAGUGAAAUCAGUGGCGUCAAUCCUGGUGCAUCCUAAAUACAACAUUCAUUUAAAGAAGAAUGAGGGCAUUCCGGAAUUCUACGACUAUGACAUCGCUAUCAUUGUACUUAAAGAUGACGACAACAACAAAAUAAAAUUUUCACAAAAAGCACGUCCUAUUUGUGUUCCCUGCACCGAAGAGUCAAGAAGAGCACUGAGGCUGCAGCCUGGAACAUCCUGCAAAGAUCAAAUGGAUGUGCUGUUUCUCCAGGAUGUUGUAGAUGCAUUUUUUGUGACAACGGAAAACAAUGACUUGAAAAAUAUGAACGUAAAAAUAAAACUAAGAAACCAGCCUAAACGAAAAUGUAAUGAAGAUGCAUUAAAGGCUACUGUGUACUCAAAAGUAAAAGACUGGAAGGAGGUGGUGACUGAGAGAUUCCUCUGCACAGGAGGCAUAGAACCAGAAACCGAUGAGGUCACAUGCAAAGGAGAUUCUGGAGGUUCUCUUGUAAUUAAAAGGAAAAGAAGAGCAUUUCAGGUUGGAGUGAUAAGCUGGGGUAACAAAGAUAUGUGUGCGCAGAAGCGCAAGAGUUCAGAUUCUGAUUCCCGUGACUACCACAUCAACGUUCUUGAAGUACAAGAUUUUCUAAAACAGCACCUUAAGCAUCUCCAAUUCAUUGAUUAAAUUUUAUAGCUAUCAAAAAUGUACAAAAAGACAAUAGGGAAAUAUACAGUAUAACAAAACAACAAUGCAUAUUGCAUGUUUUCUUUAUUCUCUUUCAUGUUCUAGUUGUUUAAUGAACUGGGAAUGCAAUUCAAAUACUAAAAAUGUAAGUCUUCUUCUAUCGCAAUACUGUGAAACUGUAAUUUAUCUACCAUAAUAUAUUGUGAACAGUAAUAAUUUUUUUCAAUAUGAACUAAAAUAGAACAAAACUUGGCAGCAUUAAGUAUGUUUAAUUUCAAUUUGCUGCAGAAUUUGUGUACUGUUAUGCAACAGCAAUUAAAUUUUCUUUCUCUCAUGACAUCUUA